Molecule: messenger RNA, 1573 nt
Organism: Olea europaea var. sylvestris
Lineage: Eukaryota; Viridiplantae; Streptophyta; Magnoliopsida; Lamiales; Oleaceae
Product: F-box/LRR-repeat protein 4
Exons: 2
Coding region: 32-1252 (406 amino acids)
Biological process (GO): SCF-dependent proteasomal ubiquitin-dependent protein catabolic process
Cellular component (GO): SCF ubiquitin ligase complex
Molecular function (GO): protein binding
Source: RefSeq, a predicted model, not a curated record
GCUAAUUAUUAUUCUCUCUGACUCUACUACAAUGGACGGCGGCGCGUGCAUAAAUGACAGUCUUGGCGACGAUGAGCUUCGGGCGGUGCUGUUAAAGUUGGAGCACGACAAGGACAAGGAAGUGUUUGGGCUGGUGUGCAAGAGAUGGCUCCAUUUACAGAGCACCGAGAGGAGGAAGGUUUGUGCUCGUGCCGGCCCUCACAAGCUCCAGAGACUCGCCGCUCGUUUCACGCGCUUGCACGAGCUUGAUCUGUCGCAGUCGGUCUCGAGGUCGUUUUAUCCUGGCUUCACUGACUCGGAUCUUUCCUUUAUUGCCGCCGCCUUAUCGUCCUUGCGAAUUCUCAACCUUCAGAAUUGCAAAGGUAUAACCGAUAUUGGAAUGACAGCUAUUGGUUCUGGGCUAUCUUCCCUGCAGUCUUUAGAUGUAUCCUACUGCAGAAAGCUAACAGAUAAGGGGUUAUCAUCUGUUGCUCAGGGUUGCCCCAACCUCAGAGUGUUGCAUCUUGCUGGUUGCAAAUUUGUAACCGAUGCUCUAUUAAGAUCUCUUUCCAAGAACUGCAAUAAUAUAGAGGAAUUGGGUUUCCAAGGAUGCAGUAAAUUAACUGACUCAGGAAUAACUGUUCUUGUUGCUGGGUGUCAAAGUCUGAAACAUUUAGACAUCAAUAAGUGCAUUAACAUUGGAGACGUUGCGGUAACUAGUGUAGCAAAAGCUUGUUCAUCAUCACUUAGAACAUUGAAGUUAUUGGAUUGCUACAAGGUUGGGGAUGAGUCUGUAUUAUCCUUGGCCAAAUACUGUGAAAAUCUUGAGACACUUGUCAUUGGUGGAUGUCGGGACAUAUCUGAUGGAGCCAUAAAAUCAUUGGCUUCUUGUCAUGGCAGUCUUAAGAAUCUACGCAUGGAUUGGUGUUUAAAUGUUACUGAUACAUCCUUGGACUGCAUAUUUUCGGUAUGCACGGAGCUCGAGGUUCUUGACGUUGGGUGCUGUGAAGAGGUUACAGAUGCAGCAUUCCUGGGAUUAGGAAAUGGAGAUUUCAAGUUGAGUUUGAAAAUAUUGAGGGUGAGCAACUGUCCAAUGAUUACAGUGCUAGGCAUUAGCAAACUGUUGAAAUCUUGUGAAAGUCUUGAGUAUCUCGAUGUGCGUUCAUGCCCUCAUAUAACCAUUGCUAGAUGCGAGCAGGCUGGAUUGCAGUUUCCGGAGAGAUGUAAGGUGAAUUUUGUUGGGGGUUUGGCUGAGCCAGAUGUGCUACGCUGAGACUGUGAUUUGUGAAUAUAUGGCAAGUUCUGUUAUUUUGAAGGUUCCUUUGUUCGAUUGGAGCUUUCCGUCCAUGGUUUCGUUCACCAUGUUAUUUCGCCCUACAGUAUUGCUUAUGUAUUCUAGAGCUUUUGAUUUCUUUCUGAUUUAUUUCCCCACAUCUCUGCACUAGGAUUUGUCAUCUUCCCCUGCUCAUAAAUUCUAUGGCUAGAAGCCCAAGUUCAUAUGUAAGCGUUUAUGUUCAAUUAAUUGGGUAUCAAUAACAAAGACAUUUGUGAAUAUUUAUCGAAUACUAAUUCUAUUUGAUCUAUGAAUUGAGAA